This is a messenger RNA of Xenia sp. Carnegie-2017, 2269 nucleotides long. Its product is annotated as transmembrane prolyl 4-hydroxylase-like. Bases 499 to 1992 code for a protein of 497 amino acids. NCBI's taxonomy places the organism in Eukaryota, Metazoa, Cnidaria, Anthozoa, Malacalcyonacea, Xeniidae. Gene Ontology annotation, cellular component: endoplasmic reticulum. The transcript is spliced from 13 exons. Gene Ontology annotation, molecular function: procollagen-proline 4-dioxygenase activity; calcium ion binding; iron ion binding. Gene Ontology annotation, biological process: peptidyl-proline hydroxylation to 4-hydroxy-L-proline. The record is from RefSeq and is a predicted model, not a curated record.
AAAAGUUGCCAAUGAAGCAGUUCCCACGAAGUGUUUCGUUUCAUACCACUUAAAAUAUCGUGUUAAUAUGCUACAGUCGAAUUAAGUGAAAAUGCAGCAGAAAUCCGCAUUGGCAUUAAGAGAAAAAGUGAAUGCAACAAAGCCGCAGCACAUUAAAGGAUUCAUAAAUGAGUCGUUUGCAUUUUACGGGGGAUACAUGCACCAAGUGUAAAAUAUAUAUUUGGAUUUCUAUAAUUGGAAUGAGAUUCUCCAUCCAACGUAGUUAUAGGAAGUUAGAGUCUUAAUGUGGGGACUACUUACUGUACAAAAAGCAUCUGAAACUUUAGCUCCUCGAAAAGAAAAAUGUCUUUGACGAAAAACUACAGAAACUAGACAUCAUGGUACCAUAUAACCCAAGUGAGAAUAAUUUCGAGAAAAGUGCAGAGAUCCGAAAAAAAUUACCUCAGAAAAGCCUUGUUUGAAUACUGACAGAGAAUUUCUCGUUAAAAUCGUCGAAAAAUGGCUAAACAAAGACUUAAACUUAUAUACAGUGAUGUUUGCCCGUCAGGAAAGCUUUCGUGUCUCCGGGAAAUUAUGACAAGUUCCUUUCAAUUGUCAUUGCCGAGAACGACAGUUGAUAAAAUAGGUUCAAAAGAACAAAUAAAAUUCACCAAUGGAAGAGAACGCAUUUUGAAAUCAUUAAGUAAAAGUCCACCUAUCCUUGAAAUUGAGAAUUUCUUCACGGAGGAAGAAUGUGAACUUGUAAUUGAUUUAGCCAAGGCAAAAGGAAUGGUGAAAAUCCACGUAAACACUAACAUCGCCACUAUGUUUAAAGAUGAAAUUCAAGAAACUUUCAACAUGUGGAAUUUAAAUGGCGACGAGUAUGUUGACGCAAAUGAGGUUGCCUACGUCUACGGAAAAGCCGCAAUGUUUUUAAGUAAGCAGAAAACUCUGGAAAUGCUGAAAGAAACAAAAAUUGACAGAAAUAAUGACGGAAAACUUGACAUUAACGAAUUUAAAAGCAUUGACAAAGAAGCCAUUGACGUGUUCUUCGAGAAACACAAGAAAGAAACGAGCUCGUCUGUUCUCAAUAAAACAUUUACCCGACAAACAUGGCUUUGGCACGACGAAGAUGAGCUGCUCGCGUAUGAAGAUCUAUUUGAUGAUUACCACGAAAGAAUUCAAUUGUUGACAAGAUUGCCGAAGAAAAUUAUUGAGAACAGUGAACCAAUGCAGGUCGUCAAUUAUGAACAUAAUGGCUACCAUCACUGUCAUCACGACACACAUAGUUUUUCAAAAGAGUUGCCAUGUUGUCAAUAUGGAUCAUCAAAUUGCAGGAUUUGCAGAUACUUAACUAUAAUGGUUUAUUUGAAUGAUGACUACGAAGGUGGCGAAAAAUGCUUUCCAUUUGCUGAUAACGACACAUUUUCUCAAAAGGAUUUACCAAGAGAAUUUCUAAAGAAGUGCAAUUUUGAAAAAAAUUGCAACACUUGUAACGUUCUUGUGAAACCAAAGCGCGGCAAAGCGGUCAUAUGGUAUAACCACCUACUUCACAGUAACUCUGCAUGGUUGGGCGCUUUGGACGCAAAUUCCGGCCAUGGAGAUUGCCGUUCAAAAGGUGACAAGUGGAUUGCAAACAUUUGGAUAAAUAUUAUCGGUGAUGGUAAAUACGAACUUCGCUCAUGGAAAAGUGGAACAAAUUGGAUAAAACCAGGGAAUAAAUUUGCCGACAUCUAUUCAAUCUUAGGAAAUCCUGAUUUAAAAACUGAACAACAUGAAAGGAACUUGAUUGAAAUAAAUUUCAUCAAAGGCCCAGAUACCAAUACCAACUUUGGUGAUUCAAGGCAGCAAUUUUACAGACCAGGAAUUGAUGUAGAAACUGAGGAUGAGAAGAAUUACAAACAUAGUAAUGUAUUGAAAUCUAUAAUAUUGUUGUUGGAUGAACUAAGCAACAAAGAACAAAACAUUUUAAAGCAACUGUUACAAAACAGAUUAGAUGAGAUCCUUAAAUGAGAUGCAAAAUUAAAUGGUUAAAAAAUACAUGGGUAGUAAUGAUGAGAUAAAUCCUCAGUUAUAUACGGAAUAUGGAAAAAUACAUCAACAAAUUGUUUCUAUGUAGUGGCACCUCAUGCAAUUAAAUAGCAAAUGAAGCAAUUCCAUUAUUAGAAGAUAAAAUUUAGAAUCAACAACAUUAAAUAUUAAUGCAUCUAAGAAAUGCACAAUAACUGUAUAAAUCCUGUUUAUAAAUCCUUGUUUAUAAAUACAGUUAGAAAUUGUUUGAAUCCAAAAA